Molecule: messenger RNA, 876 nt
Organism: Penicillium verrucosum
Lineage: Eukaryota; Fungi; Ascomycota; Eurotiomycetes; Eurotiales; Aspergillaceae
Exons: 1
Coding region: 1-876 (291 amino acids)
Source: RefSeq, a predicted model, not a curated record
AUGGGUGCGGUCUUGUGUUCGGCCUACCAGGAGGCUUUAGCUCCACCGAAUAAAGAUGAACUUCCUGAGGCCUUUCUGGAAAACUGCGAUAUGCGGCUUGAUGAUCCAGACGAACCACUGAUGAAAAGUGAAGAAAUGGCCUAUCUACUCAAAUACCCGGUUUUUAACUUUGAGGCCUACCAUGACCACAGCCCUAUAUACGGGUGGCUGGCCGACUUCUUGAGGCAACAAACCGAACACCACCCACAGUUUGAACCAGGUGAAACAAAGAUUCUAGAUAUGUAUCCAGAAGACGCAACUCCAGACCAAAUCGACCGGGAUCAUGCCAAAGUACUUCACGCUGUGAUGGUGCAAUGCCUUUUGUCCUCCAUGACUCUUUUAAAUCACCAGGGAGGUUCCCGAAUCUUCGAAAAAGAGCAUAGUAACGCGGGAGAAUUCUCUCGAGGAGUGACGAUUGUACCAUUAGGGUCAUUCUACCCUGAACGUAUCACUAUGCCGGCCAAUCCCCGGAAUGCAUAUCCUGAUCAAUUUUCCAUUCUGGAAAAGGGUGCCUUCAAUAUCUCCCUUCGGAUGAAGUAUGAAAAUGGCAGCUCCGCCGUCAAACGAUUUCCACAACCUGGUGCCACAAUGUUUCCUGAAGAAAAAGUCCGCAACGAGAUCGCUAUAAUGCGAUUCAUCCAUGAUAAGACGUCAAUUCCAGUUCCUUUUAUUCUUCAUUGGGGCACUAGAAAAGAAAGCCCUUUGGAAUUGAGUCCAUUCAUUAUCAUGCAAUAUAUAGACCAUGAUACAAAUAUGUAUGAUGCUCUAAACUCGCCCGAAUGCCCAAAAACAGACCGUGGAGCUCUCGACUCGAAUAUCAAUGAGGAUAAGCUAUAA